AUGUCUGCUGAAGAAGUCGCCAAGGCGUUUGUGCAGCACUAUUACACCACGUUCGAUACGAACCGACCGGGACUUGCGAGCCUCUACCAAGAUGUAUCUAACAUGAGCUGGGAGGGUCAACUGUCCACGGGUCAGCAAAGUAUCAUGGCAAAGCUUCAGGGGUUACCCGUGGUACGCCAUGAGUACCCAACAGUGGAUAUUCAGCCGUCCACAUCGGGUAAUGCCAUGAUUAUCUUUGUGCAGGGCAAGAUCCAGAUCGAGGAGAACAAUCCGAUUCAAUUCACGCAGGUGUUUCAGCUCGUGUCCCAUCAGCCUGGCCAGUACUACAUCCACAAUGACGUUUUCCGUCUUCAGUAUGGUUAA
Molecule: messenger RNA, 363 nt
Organism: Peronospora farinosa
Lineage: Eukaryota; Oomycota; Peronosporomycetes; Peronosporales; Peronosporaceae
Source: the annotation of a GenBank genome assembly